AGAUGUGUGAGUACAGUAAUCGAGUACUCUCAGAUGUGUGAGUACAGUAAUCGAGUACUCUCAGAUGUGAGUACAGUAAUCGAGUACUCUCCGACGUCACUCCUUCAUGGCUCCGCUGGGAGAGGCCCCGGCUAUCCCAAACCACAGGAGCCGCGCAUGCGCAGAGCGGCGGGGCUUCACCACAUUGGAACUCUCGGAAGUUCAGCCAAGUUGCCGAGAUUUAGCCGCAGCUAGCAGCAGAGACGCUCCGACCGCAGCAAACUUGGUUUUCAUCGGAUAAAAAGUGCGUUUGGACGGAAGCUCGUCCCCCACAGUGACCCACGGAAGAUUGUCGAUGGAUUUAAACCGAUGUUCGCUGUGUGAUCGGCGCAGACGGCAGCGGUAGAGUCUUUGAGAGAAGUUGUGAUUGUUGUUUUUGGCGCUCUAGCAGCGCAGAGGAAAGAUGGAGGCUGCGCUGGGUUAGCACAGAGCUAACGCUAGCUGUUGGAGGACUGGCCAGCGUCGUUUCGGGACGAACCGAGCUGCUCCACACCUGGACGGGCUCCGGGACGUUUGGACGCUGCAUUUGAACACGGUGACGGUUACUCAGCUUCUGUUUAUGUGUACAGAUCAUUUAAAGCAUGAGACUCCCUCAGGUUCUGAGGAUGGGACCAGGGCUACCGGAGGCAGGAUCUAGACAUCAGAUGGUGCUCUGAAGAAGCCAUGGGUAGCUGUUUAAGCUGUCCAGAGAAAGAGUCAAUUCCAGAUAAUCAUCAAAGCAAAUUCAAGGUGAUAAACGUGGACGACGAUGGGAACGAGUUGGGCUCAGGUGUGAUGGAGCUGACUGACGCUGAGCUUGUCCUCCACACCCAUCGCCGUGACGACGUCAGGUGGCCUUACCUGUGCCUGCGGCGCUAUGGUUAUGACUCCAACCUGUUCUCGUUUGAGAGCGGCCGGCGCUGCCAGACGGGACAAGGUAUCUUUGCCUUCAAAUGUUCUCGAGCUGAGGAGAUCUUCAACAUGCUGCAGGAGGUGAUGCAUAGUCACAGCAUCAGUGUAGUGGAGGAGGCGGUGCUGGAGCCUAACCACCAGGGGGCACACACACCUGCAGCUCUCGGGUACUCUGUGCCAACGGUUCCAAAUGGCGUGACCCGGAUCCCGUCUGUUGGCGAGGCUCCGUCUCACCCCUCCACCCGCCACCCGUCUGUGGCGAGCACCCGUCUGCCAUCUGUGGGGGAGGAGUCGACUCACCCUCUGCUGGUGGCUGAUGAAGCGGUCCACACCUACGUGAACACCACGGGGCUCCUGGAGGACCAGCCCAGCCCACUGACCAUCACCACCCCGUUGGAGAGUCCCACCUCUCCCCAGUCUCAGUGUCCUCCGACACCGCCUCCUCCUCCGAGGGUCCGCACCGAGCCACUGGCACCGCCCGCCCCUCCUGAGCCACAGGUGCUGCUGGAGCCACAGGGCGUCCGGUUCGUGCUGGGCCCCACCCCGGUUCAGAGGCAGCUGAUGGAGAAGGAAAAGAGGCAGCAGGAGGCAAAAGAGACUGAGAAGCCCCGAGAGACUAAUGGCCACGCUGAGGCACCUGCAGAGGCCGAGCUGCCACCGCCGCUUUCCAACGGCUCCUCCUCCUCCUCUUCUUCCAAUCCCUCCACAGCUCUUCGCCGCCACCGCCCACCUCCCUUAACUCCUGACCUGAAUGUCAACAACUCGGCCCAGCGGCGCACCGCCCUGCUGGACUAUGAGAACCUGCCGGCACUGCCUCCAGUGUGGGAGGCGAGGAAGCCGAGCUCGGAGGAGGAAGAGAACGGCGGCAGUGGCCUCAAGACGCCGUCGCUCAACGGUUACAACCACCACCCACACCACGGCCUGCUGCACCACUCAUACUCCCACCCUCUGUCCGCCGCCCUCGAGUCCUCACACAACUACGUCAACACGGAGAACGUGACUGCGCCACUCAGCGCCCACAGGCCCGACACAGCCCGCCGCCGCACCGACGGACCAACCAUCUUCAACUUCGACUUCCGCCGGCCGCCGCUUUCUGGUCUCCCGGAGCCGCCCAAAACGCUCAAUUACAUCGAGGUGGAGAUGGACAACAAUGCCGGUAACAAGGGCGCCUCAGACGGCAGCAACCCCCACACGCCACGCACCCCGACCUCCCCGCUCCCCCCCACACCCCCCCCCCGCCGCACCGAGCUGUACGCCCUUAUCGACAUCGAGCGCACCGCUGCCAUGUCCAACCUGCAGAAGGCCAGGCCACGAGAUGACGGCACGUCACGCAAGACGCGACACAACAGCACGGAGCUGCCCACCAAAAGCACUGUGUGACACGCACCUUCACUUCCUGUUAGCACGGCACCCGGACGCUCGCUACGCCCGCACGGAGACGCGGUUACGGACUCCACUGAACACGUUUUACAUGAGUUAAUGACUUCCUGUGAGGUCACCUGUCGAGGUCACCAUCACGCAUAUAGCAGUUUAUUCCUCUGGUGAUGUAAUACCUCUGAUCGGCGCCGGGCGGCGUUGGACUGCAUCGUCGUGUUUUAUGGUACAAAUCAGUAUUACUGAACAAAGCAUUCCAUUUAUCCUUUUAUAUGAUCACUACAUGCUGCUGUAACUCAGUAUCUAUGAACUGUCUCUGAACAUGUACAGUAGAUUCUGGCACAAUAAAUGUCUGUUUGUUUUUAA
Messenger RNA from Larimichthys crocea (large yellow croaker), 2670 nucleotides. RefSeq names its product fibroblast growth factor receptor substrate 2. Gene Ontology annotation, biological process: fibroblast growth factor receptor signaling pathway. Bases 703 to 2310 code for a protein of 535 amino acids. The transcript has 7 exons. Gene Ontology annotation, cellular component: cytoplasm; cell-cell junction. The record is from RefSeq and is a predicted model, not a curated record. Gene Ontology annotation, molecular function: transmembrane receptor protein tyrosine kinase adaptor activity; fibroblast growth factor receptor binding. Lineage: Eukaryota; Metazoa; Chordata; Actinopteri; Sciaenidae.